Molecule: messenger RNA, 736 nt
Organism: Xenopus tropicalis (tropical clawed frog)
Lineage: Eukaryota; Metazoa; Chordata; Amphibia; Anura; Pipidae
Gene: isl1
Product: ISL LIM homeobox 1
Exons: 2
Coding region: 159-566 (135 amino acids)
Biological process (GO): neuron fate specification; positive regulation of transcription by RNA polymerase II
Cellular component (GO): nucleus
Molecular function (GO): DNA-binding transcription factor activity, RNA polymerase II-specific
Source: RefSeq, marked provisional
CAGCGUCUGCUCCACCGAGCCAACCGCACUGGGAUCAGCAGCAGCACAAACAGCCGCGUCCUGGGGCUAACCUUACGCACUCCAUCACUUUUUCAUUGUGCCUGGGGAUACACCAAGCUGACACAAUUUCACUGUGGACAUUACACCCUCUUACAGCUAUGGGAGACAUGGGAGACCCACCAAAAAAAAAGCGCCUGAUUUCCCUGUGUGUUGGAUGCGGGAAUCAGAUCCACGACCAAUAUAUACUGAGGGUUUCCCCGGACCUGGAGUGGCAUGCAGCCUGCCUGAAGUGCGCAGAGUGUAGCCAGUACCUGGAUGAGACCUGCACUUGCUUUGUCAGGGAUGGCAAAACCUACUGUAAAAGGGACUAUAUCAGGUACAGCAAUGGGCACCUUCGCAGAUCCUUGUGCCACGGUUCGGCCGCUGCAUGGAGAUCUUUAUCCACCAUUCUGUGCUUUUAUUUUAGUUUUUUUUCAUUUAUUUUAUCCUCUUUCAUUUUAUUCCUGUUGGGAGCUCGUUGUGCUCUGCCCACAGGAUCGUUGUUUAUUUUUGGGAAACUGCUUUAGACCUUAAUAGAGAAGAAUCAGUUAUUUUUUUUUUAGAAAGCAGAAAAAUAAAUACAAAACAGGAUUCUGAUAUUGAUAUUUAACGAUAUUCAAUAACUGAAGACAAAUCAGUCUGAAUAAUAAUGGCCCUCCUGGUAAAACCGGUGACAUUUAAUCUUAAAAAAAAAAAA